GCUCAACUGAAUUGAGGACUUGAAACUGUUGGGAUGGCUGGACUCAAGGCGCUAUGGGUGGCGGUGCUACUACUGGUGGUGCAUGAGGUGUCCUCACAGCUAAAUGUAUGUGGUCGGGCUCCUCUCAACACCAAGAUCGUUGGAGGAGUGGAUGCUGCUCCGGGCACCUGGCCCUGGCAGGCCAGUUUGCAGUGGUUUGGCCACUUCUGUGGGGGGUCUCUGAUCAACAAUCUGUGGGUGCUGACUGCUGCCCACUGCUUCCCCACAAAUGACACGACAGGUCUCACGGUCAUCCUGGGCCGUCAGGACCAGGCGGGCAGCAACCCCAACGAGCAGUCCCGGACCAUCUCCAGGAUUGUCUGUCACCCCGAUUACAGUGGGACCACCAACGACAACGACAUCUGCCUAUUGCAGCUCUCCUCGGCUGUCACCUUCACAGACUACAUCGCGCCCGUCUGCCUGGCCGCGGACGGAAGCACUUUCAACAGCGGCAUCAUCAACUGGGUCACUGGCUGGGGCGCCACCUCGUUUGGAGGUUCAGCCGCAGACAUCCUCCAGGAAGUGGACCUGCCCAUAGUGGGCAACAGGGAGUGUGACUGCAGCUAUGUGGGCCAAAUCACCAACAACAUGAUCUGCGCUGGAUUGUCGGCCGGAGGGAAGGACUCGUGUCAGGGUGACUCUGGUGGUCCUCUUGUAGUCAAACAGGGUCCGCAGUGGGUCCAGUCGGGAGUGGUGAGCUUUGGUUAUGGAUGUGCCUUGCCCAACUUCCCUGGAGUAUACGCCAGAGUAUCUGAAUAUCAGGCAUGGAUCAACGGUAUCAUCACCACCCACCAGCCCGGCUUCGUUGACUUCCGAUCCGGGGGAAUCAACAGCGACGCCACCUUCAACUGUGGCCCAGUCACCGCCUCACCGACCGCCCCCGCACCGUUGACGUGCGGCAGCGCCCCCAUGAACACCCGCGACAGCAGGGGGCUGGUGCAGUCCACCGGCGUGUGGCCCUGGAUCGCUAGCCUGCAGGUCAACGGCACGCACAUGUGCGGCGGCACCCUGGUGACUGCGGAUGCCGUCCUGAGCGACGCCUCGUGCUUCACCAUGUACCCCAAUGCCUCCUACUGGACGGUUGAGUUGGGCCGCCGGAAUCUGAACGGCCCCAACUCCUUCAACAUGACCCUGGGGGUGAAAUCCAUCACCCUCAGCAAUCUCACCGGAGACAACAUCGCCGUGCUCAUGCUGUCCAGUCCACCGAGGCUCUCGGACUACAUCCAGCCCAUCUGUCUGGACCAGGGGAUGGGCAGCUUCCUGAACAACACUGACUGUUGGAUGGCAGGCUGGGGCAUGGGCCAGGGAGGCGCCCAAGAAACCCUGCAGGAGUUCAACACCACGGUGGUGGGUUGUAGCAACACGUCAUCCAGUGACUACUUCUGCACCGAAGCGCUGACUGUGAGAAUGGGUGACGCCGGAGGCCCCCUAAUGUGCAAGAGCGGCAACUCUUGGACCCAAGUGGCCGGGCUUCCCAACGUCAUGGGCAACAGCAGCAUGGUGCGCUCAGAGAGAGCCGCCGACCAGUCCAUGUUCACCUCUACAGCGCGAUUUUCUAGCUUCCUGAGGGAAACUCUGGGGAGUCUGCCGUCCCCCGCCAACGCCACCACAACCACCGCUCCCACCACCAGUUUGUUGUGUGGUCGGGCUCCUCUCAACUCCAAGAUCGUUGGAGGAGUGGAUGCUGCUCCGGGCACCUGGCCCUGGCAGGCCAGUUUGCAGAGCUUUGGCCACUUCUGUGGGGGGUCUCUGAUCAACAAUCUGUGGGUGCUGACCGCUGCCCACUGCUUCACCACAACUGACACGACAGGUUUCACGGUCUUCCUGGGCCGUCAGGACCAGGCGGGCAGCAACCCCAACGAGGUGUCCCGGACCAUCUCCAGGAUUGUCUGUCACCCCGAUUACAGUGGGAUCACCAACGACAACGACAUCUGCCUGCUGGAGCUCUCCUCGGCUGUCACCUUCACAGACUACAUCGCGCCCGUCUGCCUGGCCGCGGACGGAAGCACUUUCAACAGCGGCAUCAUCAACUGGGUCACUGGCUGGGGCACCACCUCGUUUGGAGGUUCACUUGCGGACAUCCUCCAGGAAGUGGACCUGCCCAUAGUGGGCAACAGGGAGUGUAACUGUAACUAUGGGGAGGGCAAAAUCACCAACAACAUGAUCUGCGCUGGAUUGUCGGCCGGAGGGAAGGACUCGUGUCAGGGUGACUCUGGGGGUCCUCUUGUAGGCAAACAGGGUGUGCAGUGGGUCCAGUCGGGAGUGGUGAGCUUUGGUUAUGGAUGUGCCUUGCCCAACUUCCCUGGAGUAUACGCCAGAGUGUCAAAAUAUCAGGCAUGGAUCAACGGUAUCAUCACCACCAACCAGCCCGGCUUUGUUGACUUCCGCUCCGCGGGAACCGACAGCGACGCCACCUUCAACUGUGGCCCAGUCACCGCCUCACCGAUCGCACAAUGGACAAUGGACAAUGCGUUGACGUGCGGCAGCGCCCCCAUGAACACCCGCGACAGCAGGGGGCUGGUGCAGUCCGCCGGCGUGUGGCCCUGGAUCGCUAGCCUGCAGGUCAACGGCACGCACAUGUGUGGCGGCACCCUGGUGACUGCGGAUGCCGUCCUGAGCGACGCCUCGUGCUUCACCAUGUACCCCAAUGCCUCCUACUGGACGGUUGAGUUGGGCCGCCGGAAUCUGAACGGCCCCAACUCCUUCAACAUGACCCUGGGGGUGAAAUCCAUCACCCUCAGCAAUCUCACCGGAGACAACAUCGCCGUGCUCAUGCUGUCCAGUGCACCGAGGCUCUCGGACUACAUCCAGCCCAUCUGUCUGGACCAGGGGAUGGGCAGCUUCCUGAACAACAAUGACUGUUGGAUGGCAGGCUGGGGCAUGGGCCAGGGAGGCGCCCAAGAAACCCUGCAGGAGUUCAACACCACGGUGGUGGGUUGUAGCAACACGUCAUCCAGUGACUACUUCUGCACCGAAGCGCUGACUGUGAGAAUGGGUGACGCCGGAGGCCCCCUGAUGUGCAAGAGCGGCAACUCUUGGACCCAAGUGGCCGGGCUUCCCAACGUCAUGGGCAACAGCAGCAUGGUGCGCUCAGAGAGAGCCGCCGACCAGUCCAUGUUCAUCUCCACAACGCGAUUUGCUAGCUUCCUGAGGGAAACUCUGGGGAGUCUUCCGUCCCCCGCUAGCGCCACCACAACCACCGCCCCCACCACCACCACCGCCCCCACCACCAGUCACGCGUCAGACGCACGCUUCUCCAUGUCCUACCCCCUCCUCCUCUCCUCCAUCUACCUCUUCUCUGCGCUGGUCUAGAGGUAGCGUGGCCUGGAAGGGCUCGACUCCUCCUAUCAUAUCAUAUC
Gadus chalcogrammus (walleye pollock) is the source of this 3398-nucleotide messenger RNA. Its product is annotated as transmembrane protease serine 9-like. Gene Ontology annotation, biological process: proteolysis. Gene Ontology annotation, molecular function: serine-type endopeptidase activity. The transcript is spliced from 18 exons. The coding region runs from base 34 to 3351 and encodes 1105 amino acids. The record is from RefSeq and is a predicted model, not a curated record. Lineage: Eukaryota; Metazoa; Chordata; Actinopteri; Gadiformes; Gadidae.